AUGAGCAGAAAGGAUACGCCUAUAGAACUAGCAGAUGACUGUAGUACAUCAAUCGAAUCGAGACAGUUCCAACCGGGUGGUUUCCUGGAUAAUCAGCUCCGCAGCUUGGGCCGUGGUCGGAAAGAACCCAUCAACGACACCAUCGAGGGUGAACUGUCCGAAAGCAAGGAAUUUGUUGAAGUUCUGGUCGGACCUGACCAAGAAAUCGAUACGUUUCCACUGCAGAGCUUAUGGAACCGACACUAUUUCAGGGAUCCCAAACAGGGCCUUCUUUUGAUUGAUUACAACAAAAGAGGGAUGUGGGAGCUCAAACAUCCUUCUCUGUUCGACAUCAAGCCGGACGAUUUCGUCUUCGUCGCAGAAUACCUGGAGAGUGAUGACUUCGGACAUCGGAACCCGCAAGAUGGCGAGGAAAUGACAGAGGCAUUCGCGCAAUGUGUUGCGGCAUGGGUCACCGCGGAGAAGUUGGGCAUGUCAGACAUGAUGGACCACACCGUUGAGAAGCUAGAGCGCUUGGAACCAGAAAUGCUGGAGAUCUUGGUGUUCUGUCGACAUGUUUACGCACGCGAGACAACUUCAAUCUCCCAUGAAUAUCUUAAGGGUCAUUUGGCCGUAUACAUUGCGGACAACUUCUGGGAAUAUAUCAAGGACGACCACUUGAGGUCGAGCUUCAUUGAGCUACUGCAACACUUCCCAGAGUUGCAGCAAGACGUUUACGAGCGGAGGAUUCUGGCGCUGAAAGAAUGCGUUGAUCAGAGUCAAGAAGAUAGUGAUACUGACAUGGACUGA
This is a messenger RNA of Alternaria incomplexa, 789 nucleotides long. RefSeq lists its product as uncharacterized. The record is from RefSeq and is a predicted model, not a curated record. The transcript has 2 exons. Bases 1 to 789 code for a protein of 262 amino acids. NCBI's taxonomy places the organism in Eukaryota, Fungi, Ascomycota, Dothideomycetes, Pleosporales, Pleosporaceae.